This is a messenger RNA of Salpingoeca rosetta, 2847 nucleotides long. RefSeq lists its product as uncharacterized. Lineage: Eukaryota; Choanoflagellata; Craspedida; Salpingoecidae. Gene Ontology annotation, cellular component: membrane. The transcript is spliced from 11 exons. The record is from RefSeq and is a predicted model, not a curated record. Gene Ontology annotation, molecular function: ABC-type transporter activity; ATP binding; ATP hydrolysis activity. Bases 4 to 2385 code for a protein of 793 amino acids.
CGCAUGCGCAAGCAAACAACGCCCCACCGUCAUUUAUGUUACAAUGAGCGAAGCAGCAGCAGCAUCAGUGUGUCAUUCCCCACAGCACAUCAAUCAACGAAGCAACAGGCGACAACACUAAGAUCAGAUCACCGCCCUUGCUUGAGCAGCGCAGAGUCAAGCGCAUCAACAUCGGAUAUGGGCCGCAGUGGCGAGGACGAGGACGUGCGUGGCACAGCAAAGGAGGCAGAUAGGAAUGGAUCAGGCGCUGGGGUCGAGAAUGGCUCCGAAGACGUGGUGCCUGUGCUGCCCAGCCUGACGCCCGUGGGAGAUAGGCUCACGGAGAGCGGCACGGAGGUGAUUGAUCUUGACGAAGAGAUUGCCUCCGCAUCCCGGCGUGAAAGCCGGCGCCAAAGCAGCACCACGCUUGCCACCUCUAGGCACUCUGCUGAUCACACCGACACGGAUGCAGAUGCAGCAGACGCCACCGACAGGCAGCAGCAGCAAGGAAAACAUCAAGGCAAAGACUCGGUAACGGUCAAUGUGAAUGAGCAGGCGCCCGUGCCACAGCGAGAGCACCGCAUCAGCGAUGACUUGCUCAACGUCAAGCCCGAACAUCAGACGGCGCUCACCUGGAAAGAGGUCACGUGCACCAUCUACAAGGACAAGAAGGACACGAAAGGCAAGAAGAUCCUGGAUAAUGUCACGGGAGCCGUGCGACCAGGCGAAAUCUGCGCCAUCAUGGGACCCUCAGGGAGUGGCAAGACGACGCUGCUGGACGUGCUCGCUGAUCGCAAGAAGAACACCAAGAAGCAGCGCCUUGAGGGCGAUGUGCUUGUCAACGCCCAGCGUCGCGACAGCAACUUCCGUCACUACGCCGCGUAUGUGCAGCAGGAAGACUCCUUGAUCGGCACGCUCACCGUGCUUGAGACGUUUCGCUUCUCUGCCGCCGUAACCAUGGAGGCAGCCAACAAGGAGGAGCGUCGCAGGAUUGUAGACAACGUCAUUGAGAUCUUGGGCCUCAACGUCUGCAAACACGUCGCCAUCGGCAACGUGUUUAAGAAAGGGAUCUCUGGCGGCCAGAAGCGACGUGUCAGCAUCGGCAUUGAGCUGCUGAAGAACCCGACGCUCCUCUUUCUCGAUGAGCCGACAUCGGGACUCGAUUCUGAAUCGGCUUUCAAAAUUGUGGAGUACCUGGGCGAUCUCGCUGCCACGGGCCGCACCGUCAUCUUCACGGUUCACCAGCCAAACUCAGAGCUGUAUGCACAGUUCCACAAGUUGAUGAUCCUGGCCAGCGGCCGCGUUGUGUACAACGGUAUGGCAAACAAGGCAGUGGACUACUUUGCCAACCUCGGCUACCCGCUCCCGCCCUACACCAACCCAGCUGACUUCUUCAUCAGGCUGAUCAACAUGGACUUUGAGGCAACGGCAGAGAUGAGCGAGGACGAGAUCCACAAACGCAACUUCAAGUUUGCCGACGACUUUUCCCGCAGCGAGCAGAGCAAGAUUGUGCAUGCGGAGGUGCAGGAUGUGCACGAGGCCUUUGCCGGCAAGCAGAGCCAGGCGCCGCUUCGCACGGGCUACGCCGCCAGCUUCUUCAAGCAGCUGUUCUAUCUCUCCAAGCGCCGCAACCUCGACAACUUGCGCAACCCAGGCGUGUUCUGGGUGCGUUUGGCCAUGUUUGUGAUGCUGUGCUUUGUCAUCGGCACCAUCUACUGGCAAAUGGACCAUGACCACAACAGCAUCCAGGAUCGCAUCAGCCUGCUGUUCUUCACCGUCGCCUUCCUUGUCUUCAUGAGCAUCGCAGUGGUGCCCGUGUUCAUUGAGGAUAACGCGGUGUUUGUGCGCGAGCGGAAGAACGGCUACUACGCCGUUGCUGCACACGUGGUUGCUGAUUCCCUCAUGUCGAUCCCAGGGUUGCUUGUCAUCUCCUUCUUGUCCAGCGUGUUUGUGUUCUUCAUGGCGGGCCUACAUGGUGGCGCGGCUGGCUUCUUCAUCUUCACCUUUGCCCUCUUUGUCAGCCUGUUUGUAGCGGAGAGCAUGCUGGCGUUCGUUGCGUCGCUUCUGCCCCAGCUCCUGCCUGCACUGGCCCUCGCCGCUGGCAUCUACGGCUUCUUCAUGCUCUGCUGCGGUUUCUUUGUGCUGCCGAAGAAUAUCCCACCGUACUGGAUUUGGGGCUCGUACAUUGGCUUCCAUCGCUACUCGUUCCGCAUCUUUAUGCACAAUGAGUUUGAUGGCAACCACUUCAACUCCACCAUCCUGCCGCGCGGCGAGGACGUGCUUGCUCUCUAUGACAUGGAAAAUGUCAGUGUUGGGCGAGACUUUGGCAUCCUCAUUGCCAUGGCUGUCAUUUACCGCAUGAUGUUCUUCGCCGCGCUGUACUACCUGCGCACUGGCCGCCGCUAAGAUUACCGAGCAGAGGUGACACACACCACAGAAGGGAUUAGCGCAACUCUGCAACGGAAGGGACACCGGACGCAUGCUUUCGAAAUGGGCAACAUGCUCUAGUGCUCUGCUGCUACUCUUCUCUCACUGGUGCGCUCUGCUUGUGCUCUUCUGCCAGCUUCCCUUCGUCAAUCUUCUCUCGUUCUUCGACUCUGUGGCUGGCUCCGUUGCUUUCUGCUUCUUCGUCCCCAUCUCUCUCAUGCUGAGUGAAUGGCUUUCUGCUUCCACUGCGCUCUCCACACGCCACCUUGUUGCCUUGUUUCACUCUUCUGGGUUUGUCCCACGUUCAGAGAGGACGUUCUUCAGAUGUUCAAAUGUCUCAAUGUUGUCUCUUCUGUGCAUCACACCCACGUUAAGGCGCUGUGUUUUGUGUACAAUGAUAAAACGUGGUCUGUGCUGCUGCGCGUGCGUUCCACCUUCCAC